AUGUGUCGCAACCCUGAAACGUAUAUCAAAUACAAUAAUCCGUGUAGCAGUGAUACAAAAACGGACAGUCCAUUGUCUUCUAUCACUGGCACGGUCACAAGAGUGUCAUCGGUAGUGGGAGGAGAGGCAAACCUACCUUGCGAUUCACGCCCUCCACAACGUAAUGAUAGCCUGCUCCUUGUGGUGUGGUACAGAGACGACAACCCUGUAUACAGUUAUGACACGAGAGCCUCAGGAUCAACGGGUCACUGGUCAGAUGACACAUUCGGAGAUCGAGCAAGAUGGGUCGGCUUCCCAAGCUACGGUCUCCAUAUCCGUGAUGUCCGGUCUCACGAUAGAUCCAUAUACAGAUGUCGGGUCGACUUCCACGUAUCGCCGACAAGAAAUUAUAGAAUAGCUCUCGAUGUUAUCGAAACAGCUGCUAGCAAUUAA
This is a messenger RNA of Danaus chrysippus (African queen), 432 nucleotides long. NCBI's taxonomy places the organism in Eukaryota, Metazoa, Arthropoda, Insecta, Lepidoptera, Nymphalidae. The record is from the annotation of a GenBank genome assembly.